AUGGAAAUAAGCCUGGUGCUGAUCGUUGUUGUGUUGUGCUCCACUGCUGCUACCCUAGUUACUUGUAGUAGCGCGGGGUUCCACAUGGAGCUCACCCAUGUUGAUGGCAAGGGGAGCUACACCACGGCGGAGCGCGUGCAGCGCGCCAUGGCCAGCAGCUGGCAGCGGCUGGUGUCCUUUGCUGACGGGGGAGAUGUGAGCGUGCCGGUCCACUGGAACACCAGCCAGUACAUCGCUGAGUACCUGAUCGGCAACCCACCGCAGCGCGCGGAGGCCAUCGUCGACACAGGCAGUGACCUCAUCUGGACGCAGUGCUCCACCUGCAGCCUCAAAGGAUCUUGCGUCAAGCAGGGCCUGCCCUACUAUACCGCGUCCAACUCGGACAGCUUCCAUCCCGUGGCAUGCAACGACAGCUUGUGCUUGGCCAACCUGGAGCACUCCUGCGCCAGGGGCGGCAGCUGUGCUUUCGGGGCCUUCUAUGGUGCUGGCAUCGCCAGAGGGUCCAUUGGCUCUGAGGUCUUCGCCUUCCAAAACGGCACGGCGCGGCUCACGUUCGGCUGCGUCGACUCGCUGAUGAUCACUCCGGGGUCCCUCCACGGCGGGGCGUCCGGUCUCAUCUCUCAGGUGGGCGCCAAAAAGUUCUCAUACUGUCACACCCCCUAUCUGCGCCGCAACGCCACCGCCGGUGCCAGCAGCCAUCUUUUCGUCGGCGCCUCAGCGAGCCUUAGCGGCGGCAGCCCUGUGAUGUCCAUGUCUUUCGUGCAAGUCCCAAAAAAGUACCCAUUCUAUUAUGUCCCACUCGUCGGGAUAAGCGUGGGACACACAAGACUGCCCAUCCCACCGAUGGUGUUUGCUCUGAAACAAAACGGCAGCGGCGGGGUCACUGUGGUCACACGGUCCGUUCUCCGGGAACUCACGGCUCGCGUGGCUAACAGGGAUGGACAAAUUUCUUAUGACCGCUUGUUUCAAGCUAUUACCCUGUCGUUAAUAAAAGAGUCAAUUACACAGGCGGUAUCAGAACUUGGCGCAAACGGUCAUUUUGAUGCUAAAACUUAUAGCAUACAUUGA
This is a messenger RNA of Aegilops tauschii subsp. strangulata, 1068 nucleotides long. NCBI's taxonomy places the organism in Eukaryota, Viridiplantae, Streptophyta, Magnoliopsida, Poales, Poaceae. The record is from RefSeq and is a predicted model, not a curated record.